This is a messenger RNA of Lethenteron reissneri (Far Eastern brook lamprey), 2661 nucleotides long. Its product is annotated as guanine nucleotide-binding protein G(q) subunit alpha-like. NCBI's taxonomy places the organism in Eukaryota, Metazoa, Chordata, Hyperoartia, Petromyzontiformes, Petromyzontidae. Gene Ontology annotation, molecular function: guanyl nucleotide binding; G protein-coupled receptor binding; G-protein beta/gamma-subunit complex binding. Gene Ontology annotation, cellular component: heterotrimeric G-protein complex; cytoplasm. The record is from RefSeq and is a predicted model, not a curated record. Gene Ontology annotation, biological process: adenylate cyclase-modulating G protein-coupled receptor signaling pathway.
GUGAUCAUGGCGUGCUGCCUCAGCGAGGAGGAGGAGGAGGCGAGGAGGAUCAACGCGGCCAUCGAGAAGCAGCUCAAGAGAGACAAAGACGUGAACAGGAACGAGCUCAAGCUGCUGCUGCUGGGUACCGGCGAGAGUGGCAAGAGCACCUUCAUCAAGCAGAUGAGGAUCAUCCACGGCAGGGGCUACACGGAGAGCGACCGCAGAGAGUUCACGAAGCUCAUCCACCAGAACAUCGUGACGGCCAUGCAGGCCUUGGUGAGAGCCAUGACCACGCUGAAGAUCAACUAUGGGAACUCAGCCAAUGAGGUGCAUGCUCGCCACGUGGCAUCUCUGGACGUGGAGGCGGUACGAUCGUUGGGGGGGCCGGAGGUGGCGGCUGUCGCCUCCCUGUGGGCCGACGUGGGAGUGGUGGAGUGUUUCUCACGUCGCAGGGAGUUCCAGAUCUCUGACUCGGCCAAAUACUACCUGGACGCGCUGUCUCGUGUCUCCGCUGCGGACUACGUCCCCACGGAGCAGGACGUCCUGCGAGUCCGAGUCCCGACCACGGGAAUCAUCGAGUACCCCUUCGACCUCAAGAACGUCGUCUUCCGGAUGGUGGACGUGGGUGGACAGAGGAGUGAGCGCAGGAAGUGGAUCCACUGCUUCGAGAACGUCACAUCCAUCCUCUUCCUCACUGCCCUCAGCGAGUACGACCAGGUGCUGGCAGAGAGCGACUUCGAGAACCGGUUGGAGGAGAGCAAGUCGCUGUUCCGACUCAUCGUCUCGUACCCGUGGUUCGACAUGGCGUCGGUGAUUCUCUUCCUCAACAAGAACGACCUCCUGGAGGAGAAGAUUUCCAAGUCGCACCUCGCCGACUACUUCCCACAGUUCAAAGGUCCCACAGGGAACGCCGAAGCCGCCAGACAGUUCAUCCGGCAGAUGUUCCUGGAUCUCAACCGGGAGGCAAACGAGGAGGAUGAGGAGGAUGGAGGUGGCAGACAUGAGGAGAAGGUCAUCUACUCCCACUUCACCUGUGGAACGGACACCAAUAACAUCCGUCGCAUCUUCGACAGCGUCAAAGACACCAUCCUGGAUUGGAACAUCAAAAACAGUGGCCUAGCGUAGGCUCGGCUAGGCCUGACGUUAACCUCACCGUGAACCCCACCCACCCACACGGCCAUCGUGAUCCCCACCCACCAAUCCACCCACACGGCCAUCGUGAUUCCCACCCACCAAUCCACCCACACGGCCAUCGUGAAUCCACCCACACGGCCAUCAUGAAUCCACCCACCCACACGGCCAUCGUGAUCCCCACCCACCAAUCCACCCACACGGCCAUCAUGAAUCCACCCACCCACACGGCCAUCGUGAUUCCCACCCACCAAUCCACCCACACGGCCAUCAUGAAUCCACCCACACGGCCAUCAUGAAUCCACCCACCCACACGGCCAUCGUGAUCCCCACCCACCAACCCACCCACACGGCCAUCGUGAAGCCCACCCACCAAUCCUCCCACACGGCCAUCGUGAAGCCCACCCACCAAUCCACCCACACGGCCAUCGUGAAGCCCACCCACACACACGGUCAUCAUGAACCCCACCCACCAAUCCACCCACACGGCCAUCAUGAACCCCACCCACCAAUCCACCCACACGGCCAUCGUGAACCCCACCCACACGGCCAUCAUGAAUCCACCCACUCACACGGCCAUCGUGAACCCCACCCACCAAUCCACCCACACGGCCAUCAUGAACCCCACCCACCAAUCCACCCACACGGCCAUCGUGAACUCCACCCACCCAGCCACCGGGAACCCCACCCACCCACACGGCCACCGUGAACCCCACCCACAUGGCCAUCGUGAACCCCACCCACAUGGCCAUCGUGAACCCCACCCACCCACAUGGCCAUCGUGAACCCCACCCACCCACACGGCCAUCGUGAAUCCACCCACCCACACAGCCACCGUGAACCCCACCCACCCACAUGGCCACCGUGAACCCUACCCACCGACACGGCCACCGUGAACCCCACCAACCCACACACACGGUCACCGUGAACCCCACCCACCCACACGGCCAUCGUAAAACCCACCCACCAACCCACCCACACGGCCAUCGUGAACCCCACCCACCCACACGGCCAUCGUGAACCCCACCCACCCACACGGCCAUCGUGGACCCAUCCACCCACACGGCCACCGUGAACCUCACCCACCCACACGGCCAUCGUGAACCCCACCCACCCACACGGCCAUCGUGAACCCCACCCACCCACACGGCCACCGUGAACCUCACCCACCCACACGGCCAUCGUGAACCCCACCCACCCACACGGCCAUCGUGAACCCCACCCACCCACACGGCCAUCGUGAACCCCACCCACCCACACGUCCGUCGUGAACCCACCCACCCACACGGCCACCGUGAACCUCACCCACCCACACGGCCGUCGUGAACCCCACCCACCCACACGGCCGUCGUGAACCCCACCCACCCACACGGCCGCCGUGAACCCCACCCACCCACACGGCCACCGUGAACCCCACCCACCCACACGGCCACCGUGAACCCCACCCACCCACACGGCCAUCGUGAACCCCACCCACCCACACGGCCAUCGUGAACCCCACCCACCCACACGGCCAUCGUGAACCCCACCCACACGGCCAUCGUGAAC